AUGAGCACGAACUCAUCAUUGUUACAGACAAUUGAACCUGAUGAUCCUUCGGUGGCGCAGGCUCCAUCUAGAAACACUGUGUCCAAUACUCGACCUGCGGUAGUAUUGACACCUAAUAACCUGGCCUCUGCUCCAGCCGAUGCAGAAUCAGGCAUUGCUGGUAUAUUGAGACAGUCUGCACAUCCUGCAGCUUUGUUUUGCCUCUAUUUCUUCAGGACAUCCGCCAUCGCCGUGUACAUUUUAUGUGGACUGUUGACAAACAAUUAUGUCCUCUCUACGGUAGUGGUAGUUGUCUUACUUGCAAUGGACUUCUGGAAUUGUAGAAACGUUGCUGGACGUACCCUUGUUGGUCUGCGUUUCUGGAACCAGGUGGAUGACGACGGGGAGAGCUAUUGGGUAUUCGAGAGCAGAGACCCAACAAGACCAGCAAAUCCAGUGGAUGCCAAGAUGUUCUGGAUAGCUCUUUACGUGUUUCCAGCACUCUGGUUGCUGCUCUUUAUAGUCUCCAUUCUCCAUUUCAGCCUCUCGUUUAUACCCAUUGUGGCUCUAGCGCUUGUCUUCAAUUUUACCAAUGCCGUUGGAUUCACAUAUGCAGACAGGGAUGCAAAACAAAGAUGGGCCAAUAGUAUUGCGUCUUCCGGAUGGAACAUGGGAAUGGGGGGCAUAGGUGGGCAGAUCCUGGGCAGCGCCAUGAAGAACAGUGUCGGGAGAUUGUUCGGAUGA
Molecule: messenger RNA, 723 nt
Organism: Suillus subaureus
Lineage: Eukaryota; Fungi; Basidiomycota; Agaricomycetes; Boletales; Suillaceae
Product: Golgi apparatus membrane protein TVP23
Exons: 10
Coding region: 1-723 (240 amino acids)
Biological process (GO): protein secretion; vesicle-mediated transport
Cellular component (GO): Golgi membrane
Source: RefSeq, a predicted model, not a curated record